Theileria orientalis strain Shintoku is the source of this 1251-nucleotide messenger RNA. RefSeq lists its product as uncharacterized. The transcript has a single exon. The record is from RefSeq and is a predicted model, not a curated record. Gene Ontology annotation, biological process: DNA-templated transcription. Lineage: Eukaryota; Apicomplexa; Aconoidasida; Piroplasmida; Theileriidae. Bases 1 to 1251 code for a protein of 416 amino acids.
AUGAGGACUAGGGGAUUGAAAAUAGAAUUUACUGAUGAUGGAGUUAUCACUUAUCCGAAGUAUUCAGACUAUAGUGAGUAUGAAAAGGUUAAACUUCGGAAAGUGUACGGAUCCAAGAUACAGGAGGCUCUGUUAAAGUCGUUUUUAGAGCUCAAGCCUGAUUUGGACUCUAACGGGAGCAAAUAUAGCAGAUUAAACCCUGAUUUUAUCGCAAAAUUGACCCAUAUGGAUGACGAGAAAUCCAAGGCCUAUGUAAGGAAUAUAAGUGACAAAAUAUGCGAUUUGUGCUACGACGAGUACUCGGGAAAUAGUAGAACUCUUAAGAGGAAGAUAUUUGAAAUAUGCUCAAAUAUAAAGAGGGAAAGCAACUCGGAGUUACGGGAGAAGAUUUUACUCAAGAGGAUGUCGAUUUUGGAGCUGAUUAGGGCUGACACUCUCGAGCUCGCACCCGAGGACGUCAGAGAACAGAGGAAGAAGGAAAUAGAACACCACUAUAUUAGGAACGUUAUUCUGAAAGCCAACGUUGGCAACGACGACGAUGAGCAGCCCCCAAGGGCCGAGGAGGCCUCAACCAGGGUCAACUUGCCCACGGGCGAGGCCUCAAGGAACCAAAACACAAUCGAUAACUUAAGAAAGUUUUUCACAACCUCCGGAUCUGCCACUAGCUCCACCGCUACUAGCGCUACCACCGCUGUUACAAGUACGGCUGUCAUUGGAGGUACUGGCACUGUUCGCAGAAUUAAGAGGCUUAAGACCAAUCGCAACACUGACACUGACGAAGAUCCCACUGACAAAAGUGAUACUGAUGCCGAUAAAGCCAGUGUCGCUGAUAUGUUUGGCACCACCGAUAUUACUGUCACUGUUGGUGUUGCCAAUAUUACCAGUACUGCUCCUGAUAAUUCAAAUAGCAGUAGCAGUGGGCCCAGCACCAGCAGUAGCAGUGGGCCCAGCACCAGCAGUGGCAGUAAAACGAUUAUUGGUAGCAAUAUCAGGAAGACCAAGGUGCUUAACGACGGUGAAGACUUGGAAGAAAGUGAGCGCUCUGCCUCAGGCCUGCCCAUUCCUCCGUACUGCAAGCAUUACAAAUUUGAAGCAGUGAGCACCAGGAUCUUAAAACGAAUUCAAAGUCUACCGACCUACAUGGUUAAGCCUUUUAUGGACCCCUACAACGCGGGAACGAAGAGGCUGCAGAUGCUCCUGCAAAGGUCAUCCAUAUUACUUAGGAAUCUCUCAACAAACCAAUCAAUUUAA